CCAUAUUACAAUAAUUUUGAUUGCAUUUAAAUGCUGCAUGUACUCUUCGUUUCGAUCUUUCGGUUACUACAUUUUUCAAAUUUCUACUACUACAUUUAUUGCAUAUUUGGCUCGUCAUAUACUCAUCUACCAUCACCAAUUCCAAACUCUUUUCAUUGUGCUUUUCAAAAGCCUUUUUGAUAAGACGAAUGGGAGCCGAUGUAGCUCCUCUCAUACUGCUGCUACACAUUCCAUCACAAAAAGCAAUAAUUUUUCUGUUACGCUUUUCGAUAUGAUGAAGAAGAGCAGGAAGACCAUAUUUAUUUUUGCUUUCAACAGAUGGAUUUUUUUACCCCAGUGGAUGCCUUUGGAUUGUAUUUGCUGCUCUUGUAUAACAAAUGUUUGCAUAUUUUAUGGACGUCUUUUAUGUUUUCGGAUGUGGGUUUUGUAUUUUAACUCGGAUGACCAAUGUGAAUACUGUUGGGUAUAAUAGUUAUAAAAGUGAUCGUGAUGUAUUGCACUCACCAGCCACCUUCAUUGUAGUACUUUGUUAGAUCAUGAUACAUACUAAGUUUUUCUUGACAAGCUUUUG
Molecule: messenger RNA, 571 nt
Organism: Mucor mucedo
Lineage: Eukaryota; Fungi; Mucoromycota; Mucoromycetes; Mucorales; Mucoraceae
Exons: 1
Coding region: 38-469 (143 amino acids)
Source: RefSeq, a predicted model, not a curated record